This is a messenger RNA of Mucor mucedo, 1547 nucleotides long. RefSeq names its product glutaryl-CoA dehydrogenase. The transcript is spliced from 4 exons. Gene Ontology annotation, biological process: fatty-acyl-CoA biosynthetic process; fatty acid beta-oxidation using acyl-CoA dehydrogenase. Gene Ontology annotation, cellular component: mitochondrial inner membrane. Gene Ontology annotation, molecular function: glutaryl-CoA dehydrogenase activity; flavin adenine dinucleotide binding; fatty-acyl-CoA binding. NCBI's taxonomy places the organism in Eukaryota, Fungi, Mucoromycota, Mucoromycetes, Mucorales, Mucoraceae. The coding region runs from base 85 to 1338 and encodes 417 amino acids. The record is from RefSeq and is a predicted model, not a curated record.
UUAAAAAAAAAAAACAUAAAGAACCCAAACUUUUUUUUUUUUUUUAAAUUGCAACUUUAAUUCUUUUUCUUCUUCUUCUUUUCAAUGCUCGCUCGUAUCAGUCGUCAAAAGGGCCUUGUUGCUCCUCGCUUGUUUGCCAGAACCAUGGCCUCUAAAAGCUUUGUCAAAUACAAUUGGCAAGAUCCCUUGAAUCUCGAGUCCGUCCUCACCGAAGACGAAAUCUCUAUUCGUGACGCCGUCAAAAGUUAUUGUCAAGACAAGUUACAACCCCGUGUCUUACAAGCCUACCGCAACGAGAAAUUCGACAGAGAAAUCAUGUCUGAAAUGGGUGAGUUGGGUUUCUUGGGUUCUACCAUCGAAGGUUACGGUUGUGCUGGUGUUUCUUCCGUUGCCUAUGGUUUAACUGCACGUGAAGUUGAAACGGUGGAUUCAGGUUACCGUUCUGCCAUGUCUGUGCAAUCCUCACUUGUCAUGCAUCCUAUCUAUGCUUACGGUACCGAAGAACAAAAGGAAAAGUACCUUCCUUCCUUGGCCAAGGGAGAAAAGGUGGGUUGUUUCGGUCUCACAGAACCCAACCAUGGUUCUGAUCCUGCAGGUAUGGAAACCACUGCUCGUAAAGUAAACGGACACUACGUCUUGAACGGAUCCAAGACAUGGAUCACCAACUCACCUAUUGCCGAUGUCUUUGUGAUUUGGGCCAAGAACCUAGAUGAAGAUGGAGCGAUUCGUGGAUUUAUUUUAGAAAAGGGGAUGCCCGGUUUAGAAGCACCUGCUAUCAAGGGUAAAUUCUCUUUGCGUGCUUCCAUCACGGGUAUGAUCAUGAUGGAUAACGUUGAAAUUCCUCUCACCAACAUGUUACCUAACGCCAAGGGAUUGGGUGGACCCUUUGGUUGUCUUAAUAAUGCGCGUUACGGUAUCGCUUGGGGUGCUUUAGGUGCCGCUGAAGCCUGUCUGGAUCAAGCACGUACCUACACUUUGGAUCGUCACCAAUUCGGUCGUCCUUUAGCCGCCAAUCAAUUGAUCCAAAAGAAAUUAGCUGAUGCCAAUACAGAGAUCGCCUUGGGUUUACAGGCCUGUGUUCAAGUCGGUCGUCUCAAGGAUGCUAAACAAUUAGCCCCCGAAAUGAUCUCCAUGAUCAAACGUAAUUCUUGUGGUAAGGCCAUUCAAAUCGCUCGUGAUUGUCGUGAUAUGUUGGGUGGUAACGGUAUCUCGGAUGAAUACCAUAUCAUUCGUCAUGCUGCUAAUUUAGAAGCUGUCAAUACCUAUGAAGGCACUCACGAUGUUCAUGCUUUGAUUCUGGGUAAAGCUAUCACCGGUAUCCCCGCUUUUGCCAAUUAAACUUUUUUUAAAAAAUAUCACACUAAAAAAAAAAAAACUUUUUUGUUACCCCACACACACACACACAAAGCGAAAAAGAAAACCCGGGAUCGUUUUUUAAAACCGGGUUGCCAUUGAAUCCUCUUUUUUUUUUUUGACAUGUCAAUUCCCACCAUCAUGACUAAUAGAGGGUAUGACGAAAAAAAAAAAUAUUUUUAUUAAAUUAAUUA